AUGGCAUCUGGAAAUUUUGCUAAAUUAUUUUUUACGCUGAUCUGCAAUAAAGUAUAUUGUUCAUCACUUGGCAGGGACAACGGUCUUGGAAACAAUUACGUGUGGGCCGGAUCCCUUGAAUCUGGUAUACAUAUAGCAACAGUUCACAAUAAGCCAGUUAUGGUCAUUAUUCACAAAUCAUGGUGCAAAUCCUGUAAGAACCUAAAGCCAAAGUUUGCGAAUUCUACCGAAAUUCAGUCGCUAAGUAAACAUUUUGUUAUGGUCAACUUGAUGGAUGACGAAGAACCAGAAGGCAACAAUUACGCUCCGGAUGGAACAUACAUACCUCGAAUACUUUUCGUUUCACCGAAAGGUCUAGUGGAUCACGACAUUGUCAACGAAGACGGCAGCAGUCAGCACAAAUAUUUCUAUAGUAAGCCAGAGCAGAUCGCCAAGUCCAUGAGGAAAGCCCUCGAGAAGUACAACAUGGAAAAAUUUGACGUGUGA
This is a messenger RNA of Parnassius mnemosyne (clouded apollo), 486 nucleotides long. The record is from the annotation of a GenBank genome assembly. NCBI's taxonomy places the organism in Eukaryota, Metazoa, Arthropoda, Insecta, Lepidoptera, Papilionidae.